Molecule: messenger RNA, 11724 nt
Organism: Aspergillus niger
Lineage: Eukaryota; Fungi; Ascomycota; Eurotiomycetes; Eurotiales; Aspergillaceae
Exons: 6
Coding region: 1-11724 (3907 amino acids)
Biological process (GO): fatty acid biosynthetic process; secondary metabolite biosynthetic process
Molecular function (GO): phosphopantetheine binding; fatty acid synthase activity; 3-oxoacyl-[acyl-carrier-protein] synthase activity
Source: RefSeq, a predicted model, not a curated record
AUGGCAUACCCACAAGCUGAACCGGUGGCCAUUAUCGGGAGUGCUUGUCGCUUUCCUGGCGCCAAUAGUCCCGAGGAGCUUUGGAAUUUACUUCUCAGACCUCGCGAUCUCAGCAAGAAGAUUCCUGAGGACCGAUUCAGUGCUGCGGGCUUUUGGAAUGCAGUUGGAUCGCAUCAUGGUACUUCUAAUGUAACGCAUUCAUAUUUCUUGGAGGGUGAUUCGCGACGGUUUGAUGCAAACUUCUUCAAUAUCAAUCCCCGGGAAGCAGCAUCAAUCGACCCUCAACACCGCUUGCUAUUAGAAACCGUCUAUGAAGCGUUGGAGUCCGCCGGCCUCUCGUUGGAGGCAAUGUGCGGUACCAAUACCGGGGUCUAUGCAGGCCUGAUGUGCGCCGACUAUCUGGAUUUACAGCUGCGGGAUCCAGAUACUAUAGCACAAUACCAUGCAACGGGUACAGCCCGCAGCAUCUUAAGCAAUCGGGUAUCUUACUUUUUCGACUGGAAGGGCCCUUCAAUGACUAUCGACACGGCCUGCUCCUCGAGUCUGGUGGCUGUACACUUGGCUGUGCAGGCACUUCGGCAUAGCGAGUGCUCAACAGCUAUUGCUGCCGGAGCAAACUUGAUUUUGGGACCGGAGAUGUAUAUCGCGGAGUCAAAUCUACACAUGCUAUCCCCAACAGGCACAUCCAAAAUGUGGGAUGCCGACGCUAAUGGCUAUGCACGGGGCGAAGGGAUUGGAGUGGUAGUCCUGAAGCGGUUGGGAGAUGCCUUGCGUGCAGGAGAUCCGAUUGAAUGCGUGAUUCGAGAGACUGCGGUCAACUCCGAUGGACGGACAAAUGGAAUUACAAUGCCCUUGGCCACAAGCCAAUCGUCAUUGAUCCAAGAAACCUACCGCAAAGCAGGACUGAAUCCACUCAGUGAGCUUGACCGGCAUGUACCCUCAUUCCCCAGACCAUGCAGCCUCAACCUUGCUAACCUGUCUCUCAGAUGCCAAUUCUUUGAGGCUCACGGCACAGGAACCCCAGUGGGAGAUCCGCUAGAAGCGGAGGCUAUCAAAUGCGCUUUCUUUCCCGAUCAACAUCCUGCAUGCGCAGAACCACCAAGGCAUCUAUUGAAUGUCGGCUCCGUUAAGACUGUCAUUGGCCACACGGAGGGCGCCGCCGGGAUAGCGGGUCUUCUUAAAGCCUCGCUGGCACUUCAGAAUGGGGUUGUUCCUCCGAAUCUGCAUUUCAACCGUCUGAAUCCUAAGAUUGCUCCGUUUUAUGCAAACUUGCAUGUUCCGACGGUGCCUCUGUCGUGGCCUAAAGUUGAGGUGGCCCGCGCCUCAGUCAAUAGCUUUGGAUUUGGUGGAACCAAUGCACAUUGUGUAUUUCAUGGAGUGCAACAGCUCCUUCCCAUGUGCGGAAGUUCCCUGGCGACGACCGCGCAACAUGAAUCACCACUUAUCUUUCCAUUAUCGGCGUGUUCACAGCGAUCUUUGACUCGCCUGGUGCAAAGAUACGCAGCAUAUAUUGCCGCCAACUCAUCAGUGGAUUUACAAAAUGUGGCAUUUACAGUACGGAGUCGCUCUGCUCUCUCUGCCAAGCACUGCUUUGUUGCACUAUCUAGGGGCUCGUUAAUCGAGCAGUUAAGCUCAUACACGGCACCCAGCCACAGCAUUGGACAGAGGGCACAUGCUCAACUCGCAAGAGUUACUGCUGGUGUCCCUCGUGUGCUUGGUAUCUUUACCGGCCAGGGCGCGCAGUGGCCAACUAUGGGUCGCAAUCUCAUUCUUCGGUCGCCAGUCUUUGCUGCCACUAUUGAACGUCUGGAUAUCGUGCUUGGACGGGUUCCAAACCCGCCAGACUGGUGUCUCCGCGACGAAUUGCUUGCAGAUGCGGGUUCAUCGCGUUGCUCUGAUUCUGAAUUCUCUCAGCCUCUUUGUACGGCAGUUCAGAUUGCCUUGGUUGACUUACUUCACAGUGUGGGGGUUCGGUUCAACGUGGUUGUGGGACAUAGCAGUGGGGAAAUUGCUGCCGCCUAUACCGCGGGAUGUCUCUCAGCUGAGGAGGCGAUUACAGUGGCUUACUACCGCGGGUACUACUCGCACCGAGCCUCUUCAACAACUGGGGCUAAGCUCUCAAUGAUGGCCGCUGGAAUCGGGUUUGCGGAAGCCCUACGCAUGUGUGACCGUGCUGAGUAUAAAGGAAAGAUUUUCCCCGCAGCCAGCAAUGCGCCAUUCUCAACCACAACCAGUGGUGACGAAAAGUCACUUCAUCAAGCUCUGUCGGAAUUGGCCAGUCAGGAGAGGUUUGCACGCAUGCUACGGGUCGACAAAGCGUAUCAUACGCCUUAUAUGCGUCCCUGCGCACUGCCCUACUUGAAUUCCUUGCAUCAAUCCAACGUUCAAGGUCGGAUUGGGGAUCCUUCAUGCACAUGGAUAUCUUCAGUACAUGGCUUUGAGAUGGAUAUAAGCUCUGACCCGGUGAACAGUGACUACUGGGUAGAAAACCUUCUCCAGCCUGUCCUUUUCUCUGAAGCCCUGGGCCAAGCUAUUCGAGAUCAUGGCCCCUUCUCACUUGCUCUAGAGGUCGGUCCGCAUCCUGCUUUGAAGGGGCCGACCGGACAGAACCUCAAGGCCUUUGGUCACAAUGAGAUUCCUUAUCACGGCUCACUCACUAGAGGUGAAGAUGACACACUCGCUCUCGGCCAGUGUCUGGCUAGUGUGUGGGCAACACUCGGCCCCUCUGCGGUCAACCUGUCCAAACUGGCAUCUUCCUUGGGCGGCGAGGCUGCCUCUCGACCACUCAGGAUCAUGAAGGCUCUGCCCACAUACCCGUGGGAUCACGAGACAAUACACUGGAGGGAGUCUCGCCGGUCAAAACAGUACUGUAGCCGUCCGGCUCCCCACGAGCUGCUUGGUGCAUGCACCGAACGGUCCGAAGGCCAAAUCUGCUGGCGCAACAUAUUCCAUGUCCAUGAAAUCUCGUGGCUGCGGGAUCACAAAGUGCACGGGGAAGUUGUCUUCCCCGCCGCGGGUUACUGUGUGAUGGCCAUUGAAGCGGCAAUGGCAUUUUUGGCCCAACCGAUUCGUCUCAUUGAGCUACAGCAGCUUGUUAUCCACCGGGGAGUCCGUAUCGAAGAUAAUUCUAUUGGCACCGAGAUGAUUUCCACUCUGUCACUGGCCCCUACAGGGAACGAUAGCAGGUCCUCUCCAGACCUGUCCACUGCCGCCUUUAAUUUCUCUCUCACCGCGGGAAAGGCAGAUGGUACGGAGCAAUCCAGCAUUCGAUUUGAAACUAAGAUCUCGGUCACAUUGGGCAAUCCCCAUAUCGCCACGCUCCCUGCGUCCCAGCGAAACUCAGCAGAGUGGCCCGCUGCCGAUGUUGACAGGUUCUAUCUGUCCAUGCAGGAGAUUGGUUUGGAGUAUACUGGCGUCUUCCGCUCAAUGACGAGCUGUGAACGCAGGUGGAAGAAAGCUUCCGCUCGUAUAGCACCGAUCCCCAGCUCCAUGAUCAUACACCCGGGAUUCCUGGAUACCACUUUCCAAACGCUCUUCCUAGGAAUGGCAGCGCCAGGGGAUGAGAGCCUUCGGACUACAUAUCUGCCGACGAAGAUACAGUCUAUCCGAGUCAAUCCCGCAAUAUUGGAAGAUGGUAGUCCUGUUGCGAUGCCAUAUCGUAUUGACACAACUAUUACAGACCUUCAUUGCCCGACUCAGGAAAGUCAGGCAUCGUUCACUGGAGACGUUGACGUGUACAGUGAUGGGAACUGCGUAAUUCAGAUCGAAGGGCUCGCAUGCGUGGCCCUUGGGUCGCUGACAAAGGCUGACGACCGCAACAUGUUCCACACGACCACCUGGGAGCUAGAUAUUCUAUGCGGAAUGUCGGCAUCCCGGGUGUCUCCUGAGUCAGAGUAUCUUGCGUUACUGGAGGAGUACGAGAGCAUAGCCCGUCAGUACGUUGAAGGACGUUGCGUCUCCAGUUCCACGUUGUCGAGCCCGACGUCGCCUGGUGAACAAUUGAUAGAUGCACUGCAUGCGGGAAGAAACAACCAUCAUACCAAUGGGAUCGAAAACCGGUCUCACUCACGAGACUAUUGGCAGUCAGGCGUUGGCCCUCAACGCAUCCGCAAAUAUCUAGCGCAGACUGCCAAGCAGAUCGCCCAUAAACACCCUCGGAUGACAAUCAUGCAACUGAUUCAUGUCAGUGAUGAUGAGGGAUCCGCUGUUCGGAUGAUACUCGAUUCAUUGGAAGAUUCUUUCGCGUCGUAUGUGGUUACAGGCCUGUCCGAAGAUGUGUUGAGGCAUGCGCAGGCCUGCGUAGCCACCCCCGAUGAGCGGGUGCGAUUCGACGUCUUCGAUACAUUCCAGCGCAGUCUCAAUGGAGACAGUGAGCAGGGCUUUGACCUCGUGAUUGCGAACCUUGGUCAGUCACCCGAAUCAGACAAGGCUCACCAGGUGCUGAAUAGUGUCCGACAAUUAUUGAGACCGGGUGGAUAUGUCCUCCUUCAAGCUGUUACUGGAAGGGGUCUUUUUCCCGGCCUGAUCCUUGAUAACCUUGUGGGGCAUAGCUCGGGGCCGAUGGCUAGGAGUGAGGCAACGUGGGAGAAGACGCUGAGAAAUCUCGGAUAUUCUGGCAUUCAAUCAAUGGUAUAUGAUUCAGGAAUGGCCCACCCUCACUGCCAUUCCCUAAUCCUGUCGCAAGCCAUGACGCCCUCCUUGAGCCAGAUCCUACGACCAUCAAUCGUACUCGACCCGCUCUCUUCGGAAGAAAAGAUACUAAUAAUUGGUGGCGAGACAGCACUCGGUUCGCGUGUAGUAUGCGAGCUUCAACCUCUUCUUAGGCCAUGGAAGAACUCUAUACUCAUUCUUCCUUCUUUAACUGAUAUUGCUUCCUUCGACUCGCAUGUUGCGAAACAUGUCCUAUGUCUGGCCGACUUUGAAGCUCCCAUCUUUCGAGACUUCAGCCCCUUACACUUCGAUGCCCUUCAGAAGCUUUUUCAACAGCCCCGGAACGUAUUUUUGGUGACAAGGGGUUUCAAUCAAGGUGAUCCCUAUAGCUCCAUGACUGUUGGACUUGCCCGCGUUCUCCGUACUGAGCUGCCUUCAUCGAAUGUGGUCCUUCUGGAUGUGGAUCGAGACGACAAUCUGGAUACCGCCCAGCUUGCCACACUGUUUGGCCAAUUCAUAAGCGGAAUUCAGCUACAGUCAGACGACACGCGGACCCUUCUAAAGCAAGAGUUAGAGAUGGCACUGGAAAACGGCGAUCUUUACAUCCCUCGAAUCAAGCAUGCAAAAGAUAUGAAUGACCGAUUCAAUUCCGCGUUUCGACAAAUCCCGGCGACUCAUCAACCUCAGCUCACUGCGCAGCUCAACGUCCCAUUCGAGAAGCCAGUACCUAUUCGAGUCCUUUGCCGCUCUUCCAGUGCCUUGAUGGUUGACGACGAUGCAUCUUACUUUCUCUGCUUGGGGAAGGCGCGGUUGGGCAACUUGGAGCAGUGUGUACUCGCGUUUACACCCUCUGCGGAUGAUCUGGUCUUCCUUGAGGAACUGUCUCUUCUCCAAUGCAAUAUUGAUAAAGAUAUGGCCCCAAAAGUACUACCUGCAGUAAUCGGUUUCUAUAUUUCCGCGCGCAUACAAAAAUUUGCCUCAAGUGGCAGAACAGUUAUCUUCACCAACGAACCCUUGUUGGCCCGAGCUCUCGUUUCGACUGUGGAGGAAACAGAGCACAUAUCUAUAACACUCGCUACUUCGAACCUAUCGAUCGCACUGUGGCACGAAUCUAUAGCCUACUGGCAUCCAUACACUGCCACACGGAACAUCAAGCAUCUUCUUCCACCUGACAUAAAUCUCUUCAUCAACCUAGAAAAGGAGCCAAACUCACUGUGCGAUCGUGUCCUCAAUGCACUGUCGUCAAAAUGUACCAUACGCGGAAGAGAACAUUUCUUCUCUGCGCAUGCAAGGCAACCCCAAAGUGGAUUGAGCAGAAGCUACAAAGAGUACUUGCAAUUUCUAUGGAGUCAGUACAACGGACACGCAAACUCUCUACCACCUGCGACUGAAAUCGAGUCACUCGGGGCCACCGAAGUUUGUGCAAUCGAGCAGUAUCGAUCGGAGACGCUAGUUCGACGCCUAGAUGCCCGAGCAUUCUUCCGCGAUGAUGCCACAUACUUCUUGGUCGGCAUGACAGGUGAACUGGGUCACUCCUUGGCGCGUUGGAUGGUCGCGCACGGGGUGCGCUACCUCGCAAUCGCCAGUCGAUCCCCCAAGCCUGCGAGAUGGUAUCAAGAACUUGAGGAGCAGGGGUGCCAAGUAUUGGUCCUGAGUCUCGAUGUCUGUGACCGUGAAGAUUUGCAGCGCGUUCAUGCGCAGAUUCAUCGAGCGAUGCCACCAAUCGCCGGCAUUGUGAACGGAGCCAUGGUGCUCGCCGAUGGUGCGUUCGUGAACAUGUCCUACGAAGAUUUUGUUCGGGUCUUGGAACCAAAAGUGAAGGGGACAGAGAACCUGGAUCAGCUAUACAAUCAGCCAGGCUUGGACUUCUUCAUCCUCUUGUCUAGCACUGCCACCCUGAUUGGCAAUUCGGGACAAAGUAACUACUCAGUAGCCAAUAUGUAUAUGCAAGGGGUUGCAAGGCGACGACAGCACCGGGGACUGGCGGGAUCGUGUGUUGAUAUUGGCAUGGUCCUGGGUCUCGGUGUGGUGACUCGUAACGUGACUCAUGAGAAGACCCUACGCAAGGCUGGUCUGCUCGCGAUUUCGGAGACGGACUUCCACUGCAUCUUCGCAGAAGCUAUGCGCGUAGGAUGGGAAGGUGUCACGGACUCGCCAUGUUUCUCAACUGGCCUGCAUGUUCCCCCGGGGCAAUCGAGGCCGCAGUGGUACGAUGACCCGCGAUUUGCGCACUUUCAUGUAAUGGAAGAUCUGGAUUCGAAGUCGCAGCACCGAACAAGAACUCAACUCCUCCAAGAUCGCCUCAGAAACCCUGUCGAAAUGGCCGUUGCCGAAUCUUGGAUUCAGGAAGCGUUCAUUACAAUGCUGCAAAAACUCCUGCAGUUGCCGGGUCCAAUCACCAAUAUCACGCAACCCUUGACCCAGUUGGGAAUUGAUUCCUUACUCAGCACAGAGAUCAAAGGGUGGUUUUAUAAGGAGCUGAACUUUCACGUUUCGGUUCUGAAGCUUCUAGGAGGUACUUCUAUCAUCGAAAGUAAGCCUCUCCCCAUUCCGGACCCGUAUGAACGAGUCCUGACGUGUUCCCUUAUAACCACCCCAACGCGUAAUAGUGAGCAGAUUCAGGAGGAGACAGAAUCUUAUGCCGAUCAAAGUGAAGGUUCUAGCUCGGAUCAGGGGACAUCUCGGGCGAGUCAAUUCACACCUGCCAGUACCCUAGAUUUCACCCCUCAGGCAGUGGAUGACCCCCAGAGCUCGAGUACACUCUCUUUGAGAAACCUGCUCCCAUUGUCUGUGGAGCAAGAAAAGAUGUACUUCAUGCUGGCCACCGUGGAUGAUCCGACCAUGUAUAAUUGCACCAUCCAGUACGAGCUGCACGGCAAUCUGGAUAUGGAACGCUUUAAAAUCGCGGUCAUUCACGUUGCGCAGAGGCACGAAUCACUCCGAACAGCGUUUGUCACUCAAGCUGCCGAUGGCAUGCCUCGGCGAGCAAUUUUAGAAAGUUCGCAAAUCGGCUGGUGGGAGCGGACUAGCGGUGAUCCUCUGGAAGCAUCCCUUGAGAUUUCCCGGGUCCACAGUCACGAGUACGACCUGGCCAAAGGGCAGAGUAUGGUAAUAUCUAUUUUACACACCAGUCUUCAGCAUCAUAUCAUGACAUUUGGCUACCACCAUCUAAUCAUGGACGGAGUCAGUUGGCAACUAUUACUACGCGAAUUUGCUGCCGCCUAUCAAGAUCCGGAUCUCCUGGCCCCCGUCAUCUCGCAGUACAGUGCAUUCUGUGACGAAGCACUUAUGAGAGCCGCUUCAAGGGACGACGCCCUUGAACGUUCAAGGCUUCUUGAAACAGCAUCGCCUCUUCCUUUAUUCCCUUUUGCCCGGGUGAGCUUCCGCCAGGUUCACACCUGCUAUGAGACGAUUCAGGUGAGUUCGCAGCUGGAUGCAGGCACAUCUGCCAAAGUCAAAGCUGUGAGCUCCCGUACUGGUGUUACAUCCUUCCAUUUUCAUGUCGCUGCUAUACAAUUGUUAAUACAGAAAGUUCUCGAUAUCGACAAGUUCAUGAUUGGGAUAACCAAUGCCAACCGAGACAACCCUCGCUUCGAAAAGGUAAUUGGACAUAUGGUUGAGGUUGUGCCUUUGUGCUGUGAGCCGCAGAGCAGUUGUACGUUCACAGACCUGCUGCAGGAUACUCGAGCUCGAGUCUUAGCAGCACUGGCUUCUCCCAGCGCAUCACAAAAGCCAAUGUCCGCUGAGCAGAUGCACACCACGGAAUGCAAUGUGGCAGUGAACUAUAUCGCCAAAUUCACCCAGGAUAUCCGUUUUGACCAAUCCACUCUAAAAUAUUCGACCUCACAGCUCGCUCGACAACCCUAUGACUUGGUAUUCACGAUCCGUGAGAAUGAAGAUGGAACAAUGCUACUCAACUUUGAGGCCCAAAAGUAUCUCUAUUAUGAGAAAGACCUUCGUAUUUUAAUGUCGCUGUACACACAGCUGACUGAGACUUUUUCCAUGGGGACAGAGUCUCGUCUCGAGUCCUAUGAAUGCAUUGCAGCUUCUGGGAUGCCUUCUCUUCAUCUGCAACAAGGGCCCGUGUUGGACCAUCCUUGGUCAGGAUGCCUGACCAAGCGCAUCAGGAAAACGAUAACUACAUACCCGGCGGAUCUAGCCAUCAAAGAUGACUCCGGGAUGCGUCUUACGUAUGAGACCAUGCACUCCCGAAGUCUCUCAAUCAUGCAAAUUCUGCUGGAAGCAGGGGUCAGCUUUGGUACGCCAGUAGCAGUAGCCUGUGGACCUUCGGUGGAUACCGUGUGCACCCUCCUGGCUAUUUGGUGGAUUGGUGCAAUCUAUAUGCCGGUGGAUUUGAUGCAGGGGCAUCAGCGCCUAGCUCAUAUCAUCGACGUCAGCCGACCCGCGGCCAUUGUGUGCAAGGGUCCACUCGGCCAGCUCGAAACCUCGCAUAUCGCCCCGGUCAUUCAACUCCCCCAGGUCCUCCAACCCACCACUCUUGGCCAUCAGGACUAUGCAGAUGAAAACUCGCCAGCCGCCUUGCUCCACACUAGUGGUUCGACUGGGGUGCCCAAGGGUGUUCUUCUAAGCCAUCGGAAUCUUCGAUGCCACUUCAAUGCCACGGAGCAAGCAUUCCCGAUUGGCCGGCAAGUGGUCUUACAACAUAGUUCGCAUAGCUUUGAUGCCGGGCUUUUCCAAAUUCUGUUGGCCCUCCUGCACGGUGGGACAUUGGUCAUCACCAACAACCUUAAAGAGCCCGGUCAGCUAGCUGAACUCAUGCUUCGCGAACAUGUCUCCGUAGUCACAGCAGUACCCUCUGAAUAUGCCCUCUGGAUUGGCGAGGCUGGUCAAUUGCUGAGCGAGCUUGGCUCCUGGCGAUUUGCAUUCUGCGUUGGAGAGAAGCUGAGCAGGGCCACCAUUCAGGCGUUUGUUAGCCUUGGGCUUCCGGACCUGACCUUGAUUAACGCAUACGGCCCAUGUGAGACAACUAUGGCUUGCACAAUGGGGGUGAUAGAUUACGAACGCGUCGAUGGGGAUUCCCAGAGUGUCUCUAUCGGGGAACCGCUGUCAUCAUAUGGGAUUGCGAUUCUAAAUUCGCAGUUAAAGUCCGUUCCACAAGGGUGGCCGGGUGAGAUUUGCAUUGCCGGUGCUGCCGUUGCUCUCGGGUAUUUGGACGUUAAGGACGAAGAGGGUCGCUUCGUCGAACUAGAUGGCGUUCGAGUUUAUCGGACUGGGGACCGUGGCCGACUGCGAGAGGAUGGAUCACUCGAAUACCUUGGGAGAGUUGAUGGAGAUUCGCAAUUAAAACUGCGAGGUAUUCGAUUGGAGUUGGACGAGAUUUCCAAUGCUCUCCUCCAAGCGUCGGCGGGAGCAUUGGUCGAUGCAGCAACCAUUGCCAAGGGUGAUCCAGAUGACCUAUAUCUGGUCAGCUUCGUAGUUCUAUCUCGCGCAGUAGAGAUAGAGGAUAACAUUGACCUUUUCAUUAAGCAGUUACUAGAUACUGUGGCGCUACCUCCGCACGCAAAACCGGCCCAAGUCAGUAUCGUGACUAGGAUUCCUCUGACUUCAAGUGGCAAGGUGGACAGAAAAGCCCUAGGUCGGCUUCCCGUCGGUCAAUCCGGGUCUUCGUCGGAACAACCAGUGCUCGAAAUUAUCGAACGGAAGCUGCUAGAAAUGUGGAAAGAGUAUCUGCCCUCAACUGGGCUACCAAUCACUCGAGAAACUAGUUUUUUCGAGCUGGGGGGCAAUUCACUACGGCUUUUAAAACUUCAGGCACGAAUCCGGCGCGUGACCGGUAUCAGCAUACCGAUCACUGAGUUGUUCCAGUCGUCCACAUUGGGGGAAAUGGCUCGGUUGGCUGGAACGGUGGUCACCAGGAUCAGAGCCUCCUCAAAAGCGAUUGACUGGGACUCUGAGACAGCGAUUCCUGACUACCUGGAUCAGAUCAAGCCUCUUCCCACGCAGCCAAAUGGAGCUGUUCGGGAGGUGAUUCUGACGGGUGCCACAGGAUAUUACGGAAGGGCAAUUUUGGAGGCGCUGGUAGAGAUUCCGUCUGUGGCUCGCAUUCAUUGCAUUGCCAUACGGCCUGCUCCCGACGGUUCCCCGCGUCAAGAACUGCCCGUCAAAUCCUCGAAGAUUUGUCUCUACAGUGGCGAUCUAUCGGACCCAACAUGUGGGCUCAAUGCUGUGGAUGUCGACAAACUGACACGCACCGUGGACUGUGUCAUUCACAAUGGGGCCGAUGUUUCCUUCGUCAAACCCUAUGCUGCUCUACGAAAGGCUAAUGUCCUGUCAACCAAGUACUUGUUCUCUCUCUGUCUCGCGCGCCGUAUCCCUUUUCAUUAUAUUUCCACGGCCAGUGUGACCAGCCUUUCGGAGCGUGAUACGUUUUCCGCCGCAUCAGUGGCGGGAUUUCCCCCGCCAUCAUUCAACAAUGAUGGUCACAAUCCGUUGGUGUCGGGCUACGUAGCUAGCAAAUGGGCCAGCGAGGUAUUCCUCGAGCGAGCCUGUGCCCGGUUCUCGGAUCUCAUGCCAGAUGUGCACAUCUAUCGUCCCACUAGUAUCACCACCGCCAGCAGCCCCCAUGAAUCACUGUCCGAUGCUUCUGCGGGGAAUACGAAUAUCAUCGGCGCAAUCUUGGAUGUGAGUCGGUUCCUGCACGCAGUGCCUGAUACUCGAGAUUGGAGAGGUUAUAUCGACCUGAUCGGUUUGAACGGUGCUGUCGAAUCCUUAGUCCGGAAUAUCACCACCACUCGUUCCACGGCCUUACCGUCAGCUCUCAAUGAGGCAUCGAAGGAGAAUGACGGCUUACCUUGCCAAAUUCGCUACAUGAAUGUCUGCGGUGAGACACGCUUCAAGGCUAGUGAGCUCAGGGAAUUCAUGGAAGGGUCUGAUCAAGCAGCUUAUCUACAACUACCAUGGGGAGUUUGGCUGGAGAAGGCCCGGGCAGGCGAGGUGAUUGAUGCUGGGGUUGCUGAUUUUCUAGGUGAGUGGGAAGCUGCGACUGCUGCCGACUACUGGAGAACAUCGCCCUCUUCUGCGCGGUCUCCAUUUCUGCUACCUUGGUUGGAAUAA